CGGACUCAUAACAAGGUGAAACAACCCAUUUGAUAUGUGUGAACCAUGGCGCGAACAAGCAAGUCUGCGCUGGUGCUCUGCAUGGAUGUCGGGUUCUCUAUGAGCAACGCAGCUCCGGGUCAAGAGUCAUCCUUCGAGCAGGCCAAGAAAGUCAUCCAGAAAUUUGUGCAGCGACAGGUGUUUGCAGAAACUAAGGAUGAGCUGGGCCUGGUGCUGUUUGGCACUGACGCCACUAAGAACCCCCUGGCAGCGGACGGACAGUACCAGCACAUCAGCAUCCACAGGCACCUGGUCAUCCCAGACUUCGAACUGCUGGAGGAGAUACAGAAUGACAUCCACCCAGGCUCGCAACAGGCUGACUGGCUGGAUGCACUGGUGGUGUGCAUGGAUCUCCUGCAGAAGGAAACUCUGGGUAAGAAGUGUGACCGCUUGAACAUCGCCCUGCUGACGGACCUGACCUCACAGGUGUGUGGCGACCAGCUGGACGUCAUCAUCAGCAACCUCAAGAGGGCCGGAAUCACCCUGCAGUUCUUCCUGCCUUUCUCUGCGGAUGGGUCUGAGUCAGAAGCAGGAGAGGGGGGUUCGGGAGCAGACUGGGACGGAGGCGGCGGGGAGGGGGGUGCCCGCAGGAGGCCGCCCCACGGGAAGGGGCCCUCGCGGGAGCAGCUGAAGGGGCUGGAGAUGGUGCGGCAGAUCAUGACCUCCCUGGACGAGGAGGACGGCAUGGAGGAGGUGCACUCCUUCAGUUACGCCCUAGAGAAGCUGUCCAUCUUCAAGCGUCUGGACCGGAGGCCGAUGGCCUGGCCCUGCACUCUCACUAUAGGCAGCUCCCUCUCCAUACGCAUCGUGGGCUACAAAGCAGUAACGGAGGAGAAGGUGAAGAAGAGUUGGUCCGUGGUGGACGCCCAGUCGGCACGCAAAGACGACGUCAAGAGAGAGACCGUCUACUGCCUCCAUGACGACAACGAGACGGAGGUGCAGAAGGAGGACACCAUACAAGGCUACCGUUACGGGAGUGACAUUGUUCCCUUCUCCAAGGUGGAUCAGGAGCAGAUGAAGUACAAGUCAGACGGGAAGUGCUUCUCUGUCCUGGGCUUCACAAAGCAGAGCAUGAUUAAUCGGCAUCAUUUCAUGGGCAGCCAGGCUAUCAAGGUCUUCGCCCCCAAGGAUGAUGAGCCUGCGUUCAUUGCCUUGUCAGCCCUGAUCCGGGCUCUGGACAGCAUGGAGAUGGUGGCCAUCGUCAGGUACGCUUACGAUCGCCGCAGUAACCCUCAGGUGGGCGCCGCCUUCCCCUGCGUCAAGGAGACCUACGAGUGUCUGAUAUAUGUCCAGCUCCCCUAUAUGGAGGACCUCAGGCAGUUCUCCUUCGCCUCUCUGGAAAACAACAAGAAGUUUGCUCCCACGGAGGAGCAGCUGAGUGUGGUGGACUCCCUGAUCGACUCCAUGAUGCUGGUGGAGGAGAAUGAGGAGGGGGAGCAGGAGGACACCUUCAAGGUCAACCACAUCCCCAACCCCCAGUUCCAGAGGCUCUUCCAGUGUCUGCAUGCCAAGGGCCUGAACCCCGGUGCCCCCCUGCCCCCUGUGGAGCCCUGGCUGCAGCGUGUUCUGGAGAGGCCCCGGGCGGUGGAGGCGCGCUGCCGGGCUCCCCUGGAGGAGGCCAAGAGGAAGUUCCCCCUGAAGGAGGUGGUGCGCAAGAAGGAGCAGAAGACCAGCACCGACGUCUUUGGCAGCAGUAAAGAGGAACCAGAUGCGAAGAAGGCCAAAGUGGACGAGGAUGAGGAAUACAACUUGGCCGACGUAUCCGCAGGCACUGUCACUUCUGUGGGGAGCGUUGACCCGGUCAAAGACUUCCGAGCGCUCAUUCGGCAGAAGACCCUCUCCUUCGGCGAGGUGUGUCAGCAGUUGACCCUGAGGAUAGAGCAGUUGCUGGGCAACAAGAGCAUCCCCUACUUCAUAAAGGCCAUCACCUGCAUCCAGGCCUUCAGAGAGCAGUCCGUUAAGGCGGCGAACGCUGAGCUCUUCAACAGCUACAUGCAGUCGCUGAAGAGGAGUAUUCCAGACAGGGGCCUCCAGGAAUUCUGGGAUCUGGUCUCCUCAGAUGGGCUGUCUCUGAUCAGUAGAGAGGAGGUGGAGAGCAGUACGGUGUCCCAACAGGAGGCCAGCAAGUUCCUGUACAUGGAGGAGAAGAUGGAGGAGGUUGAAGCUCCACCAGCGGAGGACACAGGAGAUGUGGACGAUCUGCUGGACAUGAUGUGAGGACACAGACAUUGGCGUGACGACCAAAAACUCCAUUUUGUCUACUCUACACAACAACAGGAUUGGAUUCUCCGUCCAGAGAUUCUAGAACGCUACGAUCGGCCAAACUCUAGAAUUCUAAAUUCCAGAGCACUACACUCUAGUUGUAGAAUCUUUGCUCAGCACUUCCAGCCGUGCCUUCAUGAAGGAAUGAAUUGCACAUCCAAUACUGUACUUUUGAUGCAAGUUUCAAGUUGCUGGUGUAUGUUAAAAGGGGCCAAGUGUGGACAGUUACUGUUUGAUUUACAUCUGGAUUUUCUCAUAACUGUAGAACUGACAAGAUUUCUCGUGAUCUUUUUAUGUGGGUUUGUCAGAUCAUAAUUAUGUGGAGACAGUGCUAGCUGUUAAUAAAAACCAACUGAUGACACUGA
This is a messenger RNA of Engraulis encrasicolus (European anchovy), 2666 nucleotides long. RefSeq names its product X-ray repair complementing defective repair in Chinese hamster cells 5 (gene xrcc5). Gene Ontology annotation, molecular function: DNA helicase activity; double-stranded DNA binding; damaged DNA binding. The record is from RefSeq and is a predicted model, not a curated record. NCBI's taxonomy places the organism in Eukaryota, Metazoa, Chordata, Actinopteri, Clupeiformes, Engraulidae. Gene Ontology annotation, cellular component: nucleus; Ku70:Ku80 complex. The transcript has 21 exons. Bases 46 to 2256 code for a protein of 736 amino acids. Gene Ontology annotation, biological process: telomere maintenance; DNA recombination; double-strand break repair via nonhomologous end joining.